Molecule: messenger RNA, 3422 nt
Organism: Amoebophrya sp. A120
Lineage: Eukaryota; Dinophyceae; Syndiniales; Amoebophryaceae
Source: the annotation of a GenBank genome assembly
GGAAGAGCUACGCAGUCGCUCAGGGGCGGCGGCUGCUGGUGUGGCUGCUGCUGGGUUUUGGCAAGAACCAGCAGGUGCUGCGACGAAUGAAGUUGUACCUGGUCGAGUGAACGCAACUGCGCGGAAUGUGUUUGUUGAUAGAGAACACGAAACAACUUCACCGUCAGGAGGAGAAGGUGACAUCCUAUCGCAGGACCACAGACGCGUACAACAUCAUGAGGCCGCAGGCUUCCAAGGCGAACAGCAAAGAACGAACAGUGGCAGCUCCAGCUUGGUCCGUCGCUUCGGGAGGUGUUUGCGGAUUUUUGUUGGCAGGUGUAGGACUGCACUCGUAAGUGGCUGCUUGGCUUCUUGCUGUCCAACACAAGUAAACGUUUUCAAUCUCCGCGGAACGACGAGAAAAAACAGCAGUAAUACUUCCACUGUGGAAAAGCUCGCCCGUUCAUUGAGCCAAAAUCAAGUCCGCCUGAUGACGGCCGCCACUGCUGCCGGUGUUUGCGCUACCUUUGGUGCGCCGCUUGGAGCGACCCUGUUUGCGAUGGAGAUGGCGACGACGUUCUUUUUCAUAAAGAACAUUUGGCGGGCUUUCUUCUGUUCCGUCAGCUGUCUUUUCGCUUUGCGCGUCUGUGGGUACCUGCACGUAACCCGGCUGUUCGAACUGACGGACUUGGGCGAACCCCCUUUGGAGGAAACCGGUUGGUUUGUGUUGCUGGGCGUGUGCAAUGGCGUUGUUGGCGCCUUGGUCGUGAAAUUCACGAAGUUUUGCUUUGGCUUUUCCGCCCGACUGCUGACAAAUAAUCAGCAACAAACUACGUCGACGGCGAGCAUGGGCGGAGCACCACCAGAAUCACGUGGGCUGCUGUCAGCAAAAAACGCGCUGCAUGGAAAGAUCUUUCUCGCACUGAUGCUCAUAUCCCUCUUCUCGUCCUCUUUGUGCGUCUUGGAGCCCGCAAUCGCGCACCAGGAUAAAAGUCUAAUAAACGCACUCUUUUCCAAGAAAAGUCUGAGUGAGAAGCUGUUGCCGGGUCAAGUAAGUGGGGACAUUGCUCCUGGGGGUGCGGCGCCGGGAGAAACAGGAGCAGGCGGAAACGAAGCGAAAUCAGCGAAAAUUUCGAGUCGUAGCUCGGCGAGCCCAACAAGCGUCAGCGCCUCCUCUGACCUGCGGAUCUAUCCGGCGGAAAAGAAAUUAAUACUGGUGAUGUUUAAGCGCAAUUUAUGUGGAUGGCCCCAAGGAAGCAUGACAGCGAUGCGCAACGAAAGAUUUGUCAUCGUGCCUUCUGCUCCGUGCAUUCUGUAUGUUGCGCACCCGCACACACACCAUACAUACUACUUUUCCGCAGUAUAAGGUCCUCACCUCACUGAUUUUUCAAAAAUCGAUCCUCUUCCCGAUUGCCGCGGCUUGCCCCAUACCCGCCGGGGUCUUCACACCGGUUUUUGUCCUCGGUGCGUCGCUCGGCCGUCUUUUCGGUCUGGUGUUUCGUUUCCCGAAGACAAGUGAAGAGGACAGCGACUUCUUCUGGGCGCUGCCCCAGAGUCUGAACCUAGGGCCGUCGGCCUUAUUCGGCGAAACUAACAGCAACAACCCUUCCGGCCACGAUCACGAAGACGGCGCGGCUCUAUCGACGACUGGCAGCCAAAAUCAGGAGAAUGAUGGCACUGAUGGCAGUUUUCAAAAAACCUUGCAGAGCUACUUCGAGUCGGUGGAUGCUGCAGCCCAGGGCUGGUUCGGCACUCAAGACACUGGUGAAGAUCCAGUUCCCGCUACGAGCAACGAGGUGAAACAACCAAGAAAAACAUCCUCACCUGAAGAUUCCUUCACCCGAUCCCCUCCUCCUCCAUCCGACUUCGAGGUUCCCGCCUUGUACGCGGUGGUGGGCGCCACCUGCAUGACCGCGGGCGUGACGCAGAUGCUGUCCACAGUCCUCAUUGUGUCCGAGCUGACGGGCCAAAUCAACCACUUGCUGCCCAUGCUCCUCGCGGUCUGCAUGAGCUACUUCGUCUGCGGCUACUUGCUCUCCGUUGAGUUUCGUUGUAAAAAGCGGAGAAGGACCACGGCGUCGUCUUCAACAUCGUCGAGAGGAGGAUUUUUUUCCAGCAACGAAGCUGUUUUUCCUUCUAGUUUGAUGCUUUCCCGCUCGACGGAACAACGGCUGCAGGCCGAGGAGGAAGAUCAUGAAGAACACCAGUCCGAAACCUCAGCAGGAAACAAUCGGCUGAUGAGCAUUUUUGACGUGAUCAUCCAGUUGAAGAAGAUCCGGUUUUUCCCCUACCUCCAGGGCAACCAGCAGAGCUACCAGCGACUGACCGCGGGGGAUCUGUGUCGCGAGAUCCCAGCCGGCUGCUUUCUGCGCGAGUCGUUUUCCCGGUCGGAACUAUUGAGAGCACUGAAGGCCGCACGGGAGGCGGGCUACGCGUACUUCGACAUCGCGGAUGAACAGGAGGGCGGUGAUCAGCAGCAGGGAUUCAUGUCCUCUAUUGAUGCAGCUGCUCAGUCCUCCACCUCCGCAGGGAUGAAUUCUAGCGACAAAUACUACACCACAUCGGACGACGAUCUGCUCCAAUUGCGAGGCUCUACUGAGGAGGACUUGUUGGCGGGACAGAGCAAUAUGGCUUCUGAAGAAGAAAUCGCAAUACAACAGAAUGAUUUGGCACGACAAGAAAUGAACGAAAUCGAAACCGCUGUGCGUUUCCAGGCCGCGUGUCUGCCCCUGCCCGUGUUCGUCGCUCACAUGGAGGGUGGAAGAGAUGACGCUAUGUGCGGCGAUGUAGAAGGUGAAGUGGCGGAAAUCGCUGAGAGCAGUGUGCUACUGGAGGAGCUGCACGACCCUGGUGCCGUUCGACAGAAAUCGUCUUCCAGUACGACUGGCGCGGUAUCAAGCGGCAGUGCUUCCACUGCGUCGCCUCUUUCGAUAAGUUUAGUGACCAGCGAGAGUUGUGGGGCUAGCAGGACCGUCAGUAAAACCAGCUCUAUGUUGUUGGCUGCGGGGACGACUGCAAUUUCUACAGAUGAACCAGGUGUCCUCACAUCAAGCGGACCUUCUUCCAAUCAGCACGGAAGAUCUGUUGGCAGGGGCGAAAAAAGCGGAGACUUUUUUGAGGCAAGCAAAGACAAUGCUACCUCGGAUUCACCGCUGCUCGGUCUUUACCAUCCACAGGACAAUUUGCUCGACCCGACGCCCUUACUUAUUGACGAACAGACGAGCUUGGCGCGGGUUCAUUUCUUGUUCCUCAUGCUGUCGCUGGAGGUAUUGUUUGUCACCAGAAGAGCACCCGUGCGGAGCGCAAGCGAUGCUCGUGGCGUUCAGAUCGCUGGUGUAAUCACUCGCGAGUCGUUCUUUCGGGCGACCGAAAAAUAUCUGUGAUUGGAACAAAAUUCAGAGCAAGGGUAAAUGGAGUAACACAACGAAAUGAAUUGAGUGUGG